AUGGGAACAACUUCUCAAAGUAAGGAGUUCCUUGUGCGCAAGCAGAAGAAAGAGGAUAGGCUACCAUUUGCAGUUGGAAUGAGCACGAAAGGGUGCGACAUAUUUAGCGGGCGGUGGGUGAGAGACGAGGAAUCUCGGCCGUUGUACGAGGAAUAUGAGUGUCCUUAUAUACUCCCACAACAAACCUGCUUAGCACAUGGUCGCCCUGACAAGGAUUAUCUUCAUUGGAAAUGGCAGCCUAAUAGUUGCUCGGUACCUAGUUUUAAUGCUUCGAUGAUGCUUGAAGCUCUUAGAGGAAAAAGGAUGAUGUUUGCAGGUGAUUCACAUAGUAGAAGCCACUACUAUUCCAUUGUUUGCCUUCUUCAAAAGUUCAUUCCGGAGAAUGCCAAAUCCAUUGAAAAUGCUGGCCAAAGAAUUAUUUUCACAGCUAAGGAAUAUAGUGCAAAGAUUGAAUUCUACUAUGCUCCAUUCCUACUGGAAUCAAAUGCGGAUAACCCUGAAAAGCAUACAGUGCAUGGCCGAAUUGUUCGUAGGGGUUCAAUUAAUGUUCAUGGACAACAUUGGAAAGGUGUUGACAUUUUAGUGUUACAAACAUAUAUUUGGUGGGUUGCUGAUGAAUACUUCAAGAUAUUAGAAGGAUCAUUUGAAGACAAGGUGAAAAACAUUAUAGAUGUGUCCUCAGAUGAUGCUUAUCGUAUGGCAUUGGAGAGUAUGUUGGAAUGGGUGGAGGAGAAUAUGGAUCCAUCUAAAACAAGGGUAUUUUUCACUGACAUCUCACCAAAUCAUAGAAGAAACGAUUUAUGGGGAGGAGACCAAAAAGGCAAUUGCUAUAACGAAACGAUGCUCAUAGAAGAUCCUAAGUACGAUGUACCAAGCUCGUUUAAAAGAAAAUUACAAAUAAUUGACGAGGUGUUUGGCAAGCCGAAUGUGAAAAUAACACUCCUAAACAUUACAAGGCUCUCAAACUAUAGAAAGGAUGGUCACACAUCAAUUUACAAGAAACAAUUAGGGGCUUUGACAGCUGAACAACUAGCAAAUCCUGUGAGCUAUGCAGAUUGUAUCCAAUGGUGUUUGCCUGGAGUUCAAGAUACAUGGAGUGAGCUUUUGUUCACCAAACUUUUCUAUCCUUGA
Ipomoea nil (Japanese morning glory) is the source of this 1131-nucleotide messenger RNA. Its product is annotated as protein trichome birefringence-like 33. The record is from RefSeq and is a predicted model, not a curated record. Gene Ontology annotation, cellular component: Golgi apparatus. The transcript is spliced from 6 exons. Bases 1 to 1131 code for a protein of 376 amino acids. NCBI's taxonomy places the organism in Eukaryota, Viridiplantae, Streptophyta, Magnoliopsida, Solanales, Convolvulaceae. Gene Ontology annotation, molecular function: O-acetyltransferase activity.